GUCGCGUCGCAUCGGCGCGGAAGUUAAUUGGACAAUUGGACUCUACGGAGUCCGUAUCCCAUCACAAUCUGUUUUUUCCUCUCUAACUCGCAGUUUUGUACAUACUUAAGUACAUAAGAAACUCGUACUCGCGAGUGUGGUCAUUUUAUAUUUUCUAUGUCGAUGUGCAAUUAGCGGCAUACACAAUACCUACUGCAGUGCAGCGGCGCUCUCUGGGUACACUGUUAACACUGUCAUCACAUUUAUCCUCGCAAGAAGUAGUAUAGACGUGGAAAAGGUGGAGGCACGAAAUGAUUUGUCCUUGCAGUCGUCUUCCCGUGGCUGCUUUAGAAAAGGCCCGGACGAUGUUGGUGCCUCGCUUCUUUGUCGCCGUACUGGUCACCUGCCUCUUGAUAUUCGAGCGGUGCUCCAAUGUGAACGGCACCGCGACGCAACUCAACGAUGACAACGUGGAUAUGACGUUAGGAUCUCAUGAAAUUGUUCUUGUUAACUUUUAUGCGGAUUGGUGCCGUUUCAGUAAUAAUCUUAUGCCUAUUUUUGAUAAUGCUGCAGCCAAAGUCAGAGAGGCUUUUCCAGAGCCUGGGAGAGUUGUGCUUGCAAAAGUAGACUGUGAUCGAGAAAGUAAUCUUGCUACUAAGUAUCACAUAACAAAGUUUCCCACUCUUAAAAUCAUAAGAAAUGGCGUUCCUCUCAAAAAAGAGUACAGAGGAAAGCGUUCUGAAGAAGCUUUUGUUGAAUUUAUCAAAAAGCAGUUAGAGGAUCCAAUCAUUGAAUUCCAACAUAUUGCAAACCUUACAAACCUGGAUGAUAAAAAGAGAUCAGUUAUUGGAUACUUUACUUCAAAAGAUACUCCCGAAUAUCAAAUAUUAUCACGUGUUGCUGGAAACCUUAAGGAUGACUGUCAGUUUCACGUUGGUUUUGGCUUAUGUUCCGAAGAAAAAUGUGAUAUUACGGAACACUUAAAAUUGUUAGAUGCAAGUAGGGAAAUGCAUCCUCCUGGUCAAUCAAUUGUGGUGUUUAGACCUGAUAAGGCUAUAUCAAACGAAAAUGAUGAAACAUACCAUGGUUCUCUACUUAAUUAUGAAGAGUUGAACAAAUGGGCUUACAGUAAAUGUAUACCACUUGUUCGAGAAAUUACCUUCGAGAACGCAGAGGAAUUAACAGAAGAAGGCUUGCCAUUUCUCAUUCUCUUCUAUGACCCUAAAAGUGAUUCAAUUACUGUUAAGCAAUUCAAAGAUAUUGUUGCCAAAUUUAUGGAAGAUGAUAAAAAGAGGAUCAAUUUCUUGAUUGCCAAUGGACACGAUUUUCAACAUCCACUUCACCAUUUAGGAAAAUCAAUUAAGGACUUGCCACUCAUAGCAAUUGAUAGUUUUCGUCAUAUGUAUUUAUUUCCGGAAAAUCCAAUUGAUUUGACGAAUUUAAAUGUCAACCGACUAAAACAAUUUAUAGAAGAUUUGCACUCAGGUAAACUCCAUCGAGAGUUCCAUUACGGAGUAGAGGCGCAGGCUCCCAGCAUUGACACUGAAAAAACCCCGACGACGCCACCAGAAUCGACGUUUAAGAAAUUAGCACCUAGUAAAAAUCGUUACACUCUACUUCGCGACGAGUUGUAGUAUUUUUUAUCUUCGAUCUGAAGUGAUUGUCAAGUUUGACGAAUUGUAGCUGUCCUUCGAUAGCGAUUGCAGUUCGAUAAUAAGUAAAAUGAAGCAAGUGAAAUGUAAAGAACUCUUUCUGUAAUACUCUAAGUACUGUUAAAACUUCCAGCCAGCAGUGGAAAUUGUACGUGUUUUGAGUUAAUUGCGAAGCAUUGUUACGCAGUGUCUUCUUUUUAUUUUAUUAUUAUUACUUUUUUUUUUUUAUCAUACCCACUCAAAAAAAUCUUAUAAAAAGUUAUUCUCUUGGUUUAGAGUAUAUUAAAAAAAAUAUUCUAAAGUGAUUGUAUGCAACUGAUUAUGCGGUGUGAAUGGCGUGGAUGAAAAGUUGAAUUUGUUAAGCAGCGAGUCGAUGAUUACCAGCCAACACCAAUUUACAAUUUUAUUUAAAUGCACAGAUUUUUUGGUGUGAUUUUCGUUGUUUUAAGAUUUGUCUUAUAAACCAACAACGAACUAAGCAUUGCUGUUGUAAAACAGCUUAUAAAGAAAAUUAUUAAAUCCAUAUUGAAUAUUGUGCUAUAAAAUAUAAAAUUCAAGUGGUAAUAAAUUUUACAUUGUUAAAAAUUUUGAAUAUUGAUCUGUUAGUUUCGUUUUUUAGCACCCAUGCCACUGACUUUGAAAUUACUAAAAUUUUGAAUAAAUAAGUAUUUUAAAAGAUCAAUCUAAAUAAAUCUCAUAAUAGCGACAGAAAACGCACAGAGAUUUAUCUUUCAUUUUUUUAUAAUAUUGUACAAAGUAGUAAAUAGAAUUGUGUAUGAAUUAAGACAAUUGCCUUGAAAAUAGAGGGUUGAGACAUUUUUUUCUUGUUUGUGUAGGCGUGUUUCAUGAACUUUUUCUCGUUUUAAAUAUUUUUUAAACCAU
Copidosoma floridanum is the source of this 2513-nucleotide messenger RNA. It is a transcript of the gene ERp44, whose product is annotated as Endoplasmic reticulum protein 44. Gene Ontology annotation, cellular component: endoplasmic reticulum-Golgi intermediate compartment; endoplasmic reticulum membrane. Gene Ontology annotation, biological process: protein folding. Gene Ontology annotation, molecular function: protein disulfide isomerase activity. The record is from RefSeq and is a predicted model, not a curated record. NCBI's taxonomy places the organism in Eukaryota, Metazoa, Arthropoda, Insecta, Hymenoptera, Encyrtidae.